ACGUGUAUUUUAAUUGUGAAUAUUGUGUAAAGUACUGUUACAAAUUCUGACUGGCGCAUAUCAAUUAAUAAAUUUAAAUUCAGUAAAAAUGGCUUCACCACAAAUCGAAUCCGUACAAAUCACGCCAAUACCCAACGAGAUGCUCAGAUUAAUUCCAUUUUUUAAUGGUGACAAAAAACACCUAAAUUUGUUCCUUAAAAAAUGUGAGUAUGUUAUAUCGAGAUAUAGAGGUGGGGUUGAGCAAGAUUUAUACGUGUACCACGCUAUAACUAGCCGCCUUACAGAAAAUGCAGCAGCACUGUUAUCAGAACAAGAAAAUUUAACAAACUGGUCGGAACUUAAGGAAAUUCUGACACAACAUUUUGGAGACCCGCGUAGUGAGGCAUGCAUUAAUAUCGAAUUAGAAUCACUAAAAAUCAGAUCGAAUGAAUCAUACACAGACUUUUGCAACCGCGUGCAAUCAACCAGGUCAAUGCUUAUAUCCAAAGUAAACACCAUAGCAGACGAGUCAAUCCGUCACGCCAAAAUCACCAUAUACAACAACACCGCGUUAAACGUGUUUCUCUAUAAUUUACCAGAAAACCUUGUGCGCAUUGUGAGACUAAAGGCACCGUCCACUUUGGAAGCCGCCCUCUCGAUUGUGCUCGAGGAAGUAAACUUUAUGGACCAAUAUAACAUGCGAAGCAAAAUGCAUUCGCAACCCAAACCUAACAAUUCGUUUACGCCAACUCAACAGAAAUUUUCAGGCAAUCAGCCUCAUUUUGUCAGCUCUAAUGCUUUCAAACCGAUAAUUCCUCCACAAUUUAAAUUUGGCCUUCCGCCUAAUCAAGGCUACAAACCCUUCCAGCAAUAUGGAAAUAAACCUUUACAACAAUUCGGCUAUUUCAAGCCUCCGCAUCAACCAGGUUUCAGGCCGCCGCAGCAGUUCGGCUACAGGCCUCCACAGCAGUUCGGAUAUAGACCGCCCCAGCAGUUUGGCUAUAGACAUCCUCCUCAGCAAUUCGGUUACAAACCGCCUCAAUUCGGCUAUAAGCCACAGUUCGGUGCUCAGCAAGCCCAACAAGUCCAGCCGCCACGUAUGCAGCUGACCGACGUGUCUAUGCGUACGGCUACAAAACCAAACAACGUAAAUGAAACAAACUUAAAUGAUCUGAACUACGACGAAGCAGAACAGUCGUAUUACGAUCAAUAUUAUUGUGAAUACCCUAUAGACGAAUAUAAUAACAUGUACAGCGAACAGUAUUACCCUGAUUUCGAGGAAACUCCCGAGGAAACCCAGGAAACUGAAUUCCAACAGGAUUUUCACGAAACAGCCUCCAUCAAAGAACCGAACAGAUAAACAUUAAUUGCGAUCCGGAAUUAACAUUACCAUAUAUUUACCUACCGGAACUGGAUGCUCGCAUGAUGAUCGACACUGGCAGCAUGCGUUCGUUCUUCAGUCCGCGUAUUGGCUAUCAGUAUUUCAGUGAAUUCAUAAGAAAUGAACCGUUCCAAGUUGUGAGUACACACGCGUCAAGUACGCACAACAAAACCAUAGAAAUUCCCCUUUUUCCAACUUUUAAAUGCAGAAAAUACCACAAAUUUUAUUUAUAUGACGUACACAAAUGGUACGAUGGUGUAAUUGGACAAGAUUUAUUACAACAAUUGGAAGCAUUAAUCGACAUUAAAAAUAGAGUCCUCAAAACUAAAACUGCAUGCAUUCCAAUCAUUUUAAAUUACAAAAAAUUCACAGACAACGUUAGAAUGCCUAGUGUAACCGCUAAUUACCGUAAUGAAUCAAUCAGUAAACAAAACGCAAACGCAGACGCGUUAUCCCGCAUAAAAGUAAAUGCUCUCGAUUCAGAUAAUCAGUCCAUGAAAGUAAAUGUUAGCAAAAAGGAAAAACGUAUUCAAAAACAUGUUGAUAAAGUAGUAAAGAAAAUAGAAAAAUUAUCAUCAGGAAGUACAAUAGUAAUUUCCGACUCUACAUCCUCAGAAGGAAGUAGACAAUUAGGUUCAGAAUAUCCGAUUCCGUCUUCAAAUAAUUCAGACUGUGUCGAUGAACAAUCAAAUAACUCACAAACUAUUCAUUCCGCAAAGGAUACCGAAUCACAAGGCAUCCCAAUCUUAAACGAAGCAAUCGAUAACAAACCUAAUCAAAUAUUAGUCUUUGAACGAUUCGAUAAUGAACUUUCAGUCAAAAACCUUUCGCGCGAUAAACAAAAGGUUCUUGAAGUACAUUUACCUGAUAAUAAUGCAGAAUUAGUAAAACAGUUUUUAAAAGAAUAUAUCAAACCUAAAACAAAGUAUUUCAUUUAUUUUGAAUCAGAUCAACUUAGACGAAUUUUCACAGACGUAAUUAUUAAACUUUUUAAGAAAGAUGUAGUUCAGUUUUACGAGUGUACAGAACGGGUAAAUUACAUAGAAGACGAGGGUGAACAAAAAGCAAUAGUUAUCCAAUACCAUGAAGGAAAAACAUGCCACCGUGGUAUUAAGGAAACAUUGAUUAGAAUUCGUAGAAAUCAUUUUUGGCCUAACAUGCAACAAACAGUUUCCGCAAUCAUUAACGCUUGCGAAGCCUGCCGUAAAAUGAAAUACGAUAGGAAACCCAUAAAACCAUUUUUGCAAUUAACUAAAACUCAAGAUUCC
Molecule: messenger RNA, 2628 nt
Organism: Ostrinia nubilalis (European corn borer)
Lineage: Eukaryota; Metazoa; Arthropoda; Insecta; Lepidoptera; Crambidae
Exons: 1
Coding region: 89-1339 (416 amino acids)
Source: RefSeq, a predicted model, not a curated record